Molecule: messenger RNA, 2474 nt
Organism: Rhodofomes roseus
Lineage: Eukaryota; Fungi; Basidiomycota; Agaricomycetes; Polyporales; Fomitopsidaceae
Product: amino acid transporter
Exons: 9
Coding region: 452-2194 (580 amino acids)
Biological process (GO): amino acid transmembrane transport
Cellular component (GO): endoplasmic reticulum
Molecular function (GO): amino acid transmembrane transporter activity
Source: RefSeq, a predicted model, not a curated record
GUAUUCACCGGGAUGAUGGCAGAAGGCAAGUGCGGCCGCGGCGUUGACGGCGGCGCGUCGGUGGCGGCGUGGCGCUCGUCCAGAAAUGGUCUCAGGCAAGUCGCACGCGUGCACUGCACGCCUUCCCAUAACCUACUCACAUUUUGCGCUUUAUUCACCUUCUGCUACCAUCCUUGUACUCGUUCUACGUCUUCUCUGCGGCUUCAAGGAGGCCAACGAAGAGCCAGGAGCCACGUCUGGGGCUUGACUCUGCGGCAUCUACAUCGCUCACAGCCCAGUCUAGCUGGUUAGCAGAAUAGCACUUGCGAGUCUCAAAAACCCUACCAGAGGCCCCUACAUAUCCCGGGAGUGGCUUCGGCGUGCGAGUGGUCGCCUUGAGAACUCUCGACGUUCCGACGACGCACGGACACCAGCAUUGACGACCUCUCAGACACGUCUAUGACCAGCCCAGAUGCUCGGCCGGACAAGAACCUCCAAUCAUGACCAAGAGGGCUCCGCAACCGAGCCAUUACUCGGGCACUCGUUCGAAGAGCCCCACAACGCGGAGGAUGUCAUAUUCUCCGUCGCAGACGAUGAAGACCUAGACGAAUCCUCGGCCCUCAGCCGAGCCGACUCUCCUCAAGACACCCCAGGACAUGUCCGUUUCCGUGAGGAUGUACAAGUGAUCGGCCUUCCCUUGCGAUCUACGUUCGAGAGUCGAGAGACGGAGUAUGAACUAGACACCGACGACCUAGAUGGCGAAGCGGUCGCUCAGCUCGAUACAUCCCACCCGCCACGCUCUCCCCGCUCUCCCAGCAGUCGGCAUCGCGAACAGUCCGUGCCACUACUCGUCGGUUUACUUGACACCGCGUCUGCACGGCGAGACACUGCCGACGGGACACUUCGCCUAGAGCAGAAUGGUGUGGUGUUAGAAGAGGACGGUCCGCGGGUAGACCUGGAGGCUCUUGCCGCGAAGCAAUCAGCUGGAGGGGGAAUGCUAGACUCCGUGGCAAAUAUGGCCAACUCGAUCUUGGGCGCAGGGAUCAUUGGUCUGCCAUAUGCUGUACGGCAAGCGGGAUUCGUCACAGGGCUCAUACUGCUGGUCGCCCUGUGUGGAGUGACGGAUUGGACCAUCCGCCUCAUUGUGGUCAACGCGAAGCUCAGUGGGCGCAACUCCUACAUUGAGAUCAUGAACCAUUGCUUCGGCCCGAGCGGGCGUGCAGCAGUGUCCUUCUUCCAAUUUGCUUUUGCUUUCGGAGGCAUGUGCGCCUUCGGUAUCAUCAUUGGCGAUACGAUCCCGCACGUCAUCCGUUCUAUAUUCCCCACCCUCUCGACGAUACCCGUCCUCUCCCUCCUCACUAAACGCCAAUUCGUCAUCGCCCUCUGCACCGUCUGCGUCUCCUACCCACUCUCACUGCACCGCUCCAUCGACAAGCUCGCGCGUGCGUCCCUCCUGGCGCUCCUCGGCAUGGUGACCAUCGUCGUCUCCGUGCUCAUCGAUAGCCCACGCGUGCCGCCCGAACUCAAGGGCGACCCGUCGAAGCGCUUCACCGUACUCGGGCCGGGCGUGUUCCAGGCCAUUGGCGUGAUCAGCUUCGCAUUCGUGUGCCACCAUAAUUCGCUGCUGAUAUAUGGGAGCUUGCGCACGCCGACGCUGGACCGGUUCGCGAGGGUGACGCAUAUCUCGACGGCGGUGUCGUUGGUGUCGUGUUGCACGCUUGCGAUAUCAGCCUACGUUGUCUUCACGGACAGGACUCAGGGAAAUAUCCUGAACAACUUUGCAGGGAAUGACACCCUCAUCAAUGUCGCCCGCUUCUGCUUCGGGCUGAACAUGUUCACGACCCUCCCCCUUGAGCUCUUCGUCUGCAGAGAGGUCAUAGAACAAUAUUUCUUCCCCCAUGAGCCCUUCAACAUGCAACGGCACGUCUUCUUCACGACAGCCUUGACCUGCUCCUCCAUGAUCAUUGCCCUCAUUACAUGCGACCUGGGGGUAAUGCUCGAGAUCACAGGUGGAGUGUCAGCCACGGCACUGGCAUUCAUCUUCCCCGCGGCAUGCUACCUCCGUCUAGCGGACCUGGGCCCGAAAUGGUACUCUCGCGGCAGACUACCCGCCUUGGCUUGCGUGGCGUUUGGCGUCACCGUCCUUGUCAUAUCACUCUUUCUUGCGUUGGGCAAGGUAUGGACUCCGGACGGCGCGGCACGGAUAUGCGUAUAAGUCGGCGUGGCACCCUGGAUUGAGAUCUACAUCAGGGCGGAUAUGCUCGCUAGAUUGUACACUGGUUUGUGGGCAUGCGGACUGUUGUGGUGCUUUGCUUCGCUUUCUCGACUCGCAUGGACCUAGCAGUAGGAAAAUAUAAUAUGUGUAGCUAUGCCUGAGUAAUCACUCACGACUGUACUGUGAACUUCCCCGGUGUGAUUUUAGCACGGCCGCAUUUUACGGAGCCCUCAGUGGCAGCAGCCAAUGGGUAUCGUGCGAGUGGUCACGCAUGGAAAGG